GAUAUCUCGAAAGGUAUAAAAGGUUUAAAGAUGGAAAAUUAAUUUGUCAACAUUUGAAGACAUGUAUUGAAGAAGGCAGUGUGUCUAUAGAGUUUCUUGAAGAAAUCAAGAACAAGACUGAGAAAGUGACAAUGUUAUGCGCUAGUGUAACGAAUUAUACGUCAACGAUCUCUACCGACAGAUUCAAGAAAGGUAUGGUGGAUCGAAUUUCAGAAUUGACAAAUAUCGUGCAGGAUUGUUCCGAGAAGUUUAAGUUGCUAGGAUCCACGAUGGACUAUGGUAGAAAGAUAUCAGAUGAUAUUCACUCUAUUCAGGGAUUUCAAACGCUCAUUGAGGCGUUCAAUGAACGGAACAAAAAUUGGCGCACAAAAAGAGUGAAUGAAUUGCAAGAUAAUGCAUUUUGGGGACCAUUGUCUUCUCUCAUACGUCCAGCAAAAACACUUCAACCAUUGAUGAAUUCUUUGUCUUUUAUGACC
Molecule: messenger RNA, 476 nt
Organism: Paramuricea clavata
Lineage: Eukaryota; Metazoa; Cnidaria; Anthozoa; Malacalcyonacea; Plexauridae
Source: the annotation of a GenBank genome assembly